ACGUCGGAACUCGAGAUUUGUGCAGUGUAUCGCUUACCGCUCGCGCUGCCGCUCGUCGAUUGCUCCUCUCUCGAUGAUACAAGUCGAUCCUCCUCGUUGUGUCGUCUGACCCGUUGUGCUCCGUCGAUGACAACAACAUUAACAACGAGAAAACGAUAAAAGGAGAAAAGUGCGGAAUCGCUCUCGGUGGUGGCUUAUAGGGUACAUAUUAUAUUUUUCGAGCAUCGUUCGAGUGCCGAUCUUCGCCCGAUUUUCGAGCGUUACGAGUGUCGAGUGUGUGUGUUUGUACUUGGUGUAUCGGCCCCGCAGUGUUGUCGUUAUAAUUGAUACGAUAAACAUUGUACAAUCCGCAGUUGUCUGUUAUAUUAUUACAGUGCACAGGUGAUAUAUAUAUUGGUGAUCUAUUGGUCAGUCAAAAUACCAAAAAAAAUAUUAUUUAGUUUUAUGCAGUGGAUAAAAUUAGUGCAUUCGGACGCAAGAGAGCAUUAGUUCGUCGAUUCAUCGGAUACACUUCUUUUCUUUUAUUUUUUCUUUUCUUUUCUCGUGCGUGUGUGUUUUUUUUUCUUGACCACUCCGCGCGUUAUUUAGCGCGCAACACGCAUUGUGGUAUACAUAUAGAUCUUCGAAGCUACAUAGCCGUAGAAAGCAGCGCAGAAAUAGCUGUAUAUCCACUCGAAGGGGGGCCGGGGGCAAUUAGAAAGGAAGAAAAAAAGCUGCUGGAGUAAUUACACAUCGGAUUUCGCUGUUGUUGGCGCUGAUAACGCGACACGCGAGUCGCUCCGCGGGAUAUGUCGUAAGAAGAAAAAUAAGAGCCAAAGGAAAAAGAAAUACAUGUUGGCAACGAGCGGGAAAGAUCCGCUGCACCAGUGCGGUCGACGAGGACGAGCUGGACGACGUCGCUCGGACGAUCACGGAGGAAGAAGAGACGCAACAACAACAACAACGACAACGACAACAACGACGACGCAGGUGGUGAUGCGUAGUCCAACUCCGAUGGGACAAUGAUUACCGAGCAAACCUGGAGCAUGAUGCUGGACAGCGACGUCACCGGCAUUAACGAGUUGAGCAUCUCGCCGCGCAAGCAGCUAUGGAUCAAAGCCGUGAAGAAGCUCACGUCCGAGCGGCUCGGGCGCGAGAGCCUCGCCGCCUGGGAGGAGGGCAAGCCCAGCGCCGACCCGGAGGACUUCGAGACCCAGGAGAUGGACGAGCGCACCAAGAAGUCCUCGGACGCCUCCGUGGACACGGACUGCGGCGGAUUUCGCGGCGACGACGGCGCCCAAGACAAGCAGGACGUGUUCAAGAGGGGCCGACUGUAUCGCGGAAUAUUCUGUCCGUCGCUCACCAAUAGCUUUCACAACAAGCAGCUGGAAAAUCUCUACCUGCUCUACUCGAAUCGACAGCGUCAAAAGUCCCUCAUAAUGCUCAACAUCAUCGAUUUGCUUCUGAAGGCAUGCCUGAUCUCGAUCUGGCUGUGGCGACGCGAGCCCGACGGCCAGACGGGCGCGGGCGGCCUCUACGAGUCGCUGGCCUGGUCGCUCUGCUGCAUCGUCGCCAACGUCGUGGUGUGCGGCCUCGGCUGGUGGCGCUGCUUCUCCAACAAUUAUCUUUACUGGGCGUCCAUAUUCACUUGGCUGCUCAUCAAUUCCCAGGGCUUUUUUGUUGCGGGCCUGAACUUCCUGACGCAGCAGCGCCUCAUGUGGUACAUACUGUUCGUGGUGUACGCGCCGUACGCGAUGCUGCCGCUGCCGCUGCGCUGGUGCGUGCUGGCGGGCUUCGGCACCGCCCUGACCCACCUGCUGAUCGCCCUCGUCACCGUGCUCAACGAUACUCGACAUCACGAGGACCUGCCGUGCGUGGCGCAAAUGGUGGCGACGAAUCUGCUGCUGUACUUCGCGGUUAAUCUCGCCGGCCUGUACACCAAGUACCUGACCGAUCGGGGCCAGCGCCAGGCCUUCCUCGAGACGCACCGCUCGAUGGAGACGCGCCAGCGCACCCAGAACGAGAACAAUCGACAGGAGAAGCUGUUGCUCUCCGUGCUGCCGGACUUCGUGGCCAAGGAGAUGAUCCGGGACAUCGCGCGCGAGACCGCCCGCGGCGGCCCCAUCAGCUUCCAGCCCAACCAGUUCCAUCGCAUCUACAUCCAUCGCUACGAGAACGUCAGCAUCCUGUUCGCCGACAUCAAGGGUUUCACGGCCCUGGCCUCCCAAUGCAGCGCCCAGGAGCUCGUCAAGGUCCUCAACGAUCUGUUCGCGCGCUUCGACAAGCUCUCCGCCGAGAAUCACUGCCUGCGCAUCAAGCUCCUCGGCGACUGCUACUACUGCAUCUGCGGUCUGCCGGUGGCCCGUGCCGAUCACGCGCACUGCUGCGUCGAGAUGGGCCUGCACAUGAUCCGCGCUAUUAGAGACGUGCGCUACACGACCAAGGUCGAUCUCAACAUGCGCAUCGGCAUACACAGCGGCAGCGUGCUGUGCGGCGUUCUGGGGCUGCGCAAGUGGCAGUUCGACGUCUGGUCGUACGACGUCACCCUGGCCAAUCAUUUGGAGAGCGGUGGGAUACCGGGCAGGGUGCACAUAAGCGAGGACACGCUCAGGUGUCUGAACGACGUGUACGAAGUGGAGCCGGGCAACGGUGCGGAGCGCGACAAUUAUCUCAAGGAUCGCAACGUCGUUACUUAUCUCAUUAAGCAAGUGGAGCCGUUGAGGUCGAGGCGCAGGUACUCGUCGCGACCGAAGAUCUGGCCCCAGCAGCAGGACGCCACCGAUGGUGCUGGUGCGGGAUCGCAGGAGAACCGCACCAAGAAGAGCUUCAAGAUGAGCGAUCGACUGCAGGUGCAGGCGAAUCCGAUGGCGCAGGGCGCGGGCGUCAACAAUUGCCAAGCGGCGGCUACGAUAACGACCCAAGCUGGUGGUACUCAACUGCUGCAGCCGCAAGCCCAAUCGACACAGCCACAGCAAAGCAACAACGACGAGGAGAUCGCCGUCGAGUGGACCCCCGAGAUACCCUUCGAAAAUUUGAACAGCUCGACGUCGGUGACGAAUCUCGAGGAUCUGGACGCGGACGACGCCGCGUCGUCCAAGAGCGCCGAGCAGCAGCAGCUCAACAACAACAACAGCGGCAGCUACAACGCCAGAGGCGGCUCGGCCAACGAGAAGACGUCCAAGGCCAUGGGCGGCGGCUUGAGCGGCGGCAUCGAGACGAUCAGCAACAAGCGCAUGAGGAUAGCCAACAUCAAUCCCUGGACGCUGAGAUACAACGACGAGACUCUCGAGUCGAAGUUUCGCCAGCUGCGCGAGGACAUGUUCAAGUCGAACAUGAUCUGCUGCUUCGUCAUCUGGAUGUUCAUCGCAGUGUGCCAAGCCAUCAUCAUACCCGAUUGCGCCAUCCUCAUGAUAGCUCUGUCGACGACGACUCUGCUGCUGGUCGGCUCCUCCGUGCUCGUCAUGGCGGACGAGUUCAAGGCGCUGCCCCAGUCCCAGCAGAGGCUCAGCUCCAGUCUGGUGCACAACAAGCAGCGGCGCACCGUCUUCAUCUGCGGUGUCAUCGGCCUCAUGGCCCUCACCUCGGUCAUCGGUGCCAUCGCCUGUCCAGUCAACGGUGGAGAGCAGCAGCAACAGGUUCCACAGGAUUCGGCGCUGUUCGAGCGUCAACGAGCGACACCGCUACCAACGGCGUCCGACAAACCGAUGGAGGAGUCCUUGAGGGACGCCCGUAGAGCGGACAAUCUGCUUCUGAAUUUGUUGGAAGCCGCGCUCGCCGAGGAAAAGAAUCAGUUGGCCGACGAGGUGGGUAAUCUGACGGAGAAAAUCGACCACUCGACGUUGGUCAGGUCGCGAAGACACCGAGAUCAUCUCAGAUACUACGAGGACGGCCAUCGCCACCGUCAUCGUCACCAUCACGGCGAGCAGCUGGGUCAUCAUCGUCAAAAACGACAGCAGCUCGCUCCAACGACGACGACGUUGAGCGAAGGAGGCAACAACGACGAUAAACAACAACAACACGAGCCGGAUCGCAAGAUCCUGCAAGAGGUGCAGUGUCUGCGAUCCGAGUACAUAGUGUUCACGUGGAUAUUGUGCCUCGUGGCGCUCGCCUCGGCCCUCAAGCUCUACUACCUCAUCAAGACGGCCCUCGCGACCAUGAUCGUGAUCGUCUACGCCGUCCUCAUACUCGUCGUGUCCAAGGACAGGUUCUCCAGCAGGAACUAUCAGGAUCAGGAGGCAAUGUCCAUUCCGCUGUCGGCGCAGAUGGUCAUAUUCCUCGUGAUCUUUCUCAUUCUCGUGACUUAUCACGGCCGACUGGUCGAGCUCACCUCGAGAAUGGACUUUUUGUGGAAGCAGCAGGCCGAGCGCGAACUGUCCGACAUGAUCGAGUCGCGCAACAACAACAUGCAGCUCAUCAAGAACAUACUGCCCGACUACAUAGCCCAUCACUUUCUGUCGCAGGAGCGACCGUCCGAGGAAUUGUACUCGCAGGCCCGACAGAAGGUGGGCGUGCUGUUCGCGAGCGUUCCGAACUUCACCGAGUUUUAUUCCGAGGACGUCAACAAAGGCAUGGAGUGCAUUCGUCUGCUCAACGAGAUCAUCGCCGAUUUCGACGAGCUGCUGGACGAGAAACGCUUCCACUGCAUCGAGAAGAUCAAGACGGUCGGCGCCACUUACAUGGCCGCGUCCGGACUCAAUCCGUCGCGAAACCCGAAAAACGCCGACGAGAUGGAGCACGUCUGCCGGCUGAUCGAUUACGCGGUGGCGAUGCGCCAGCGCCUCGAGGACGUCAACGUGCACUCGUUCAACAAUUUCGAUCUGCGGGUGGGAAUCAGCUGCGGGCCCCUCGUCGGCGGCGUGAUCGGCGCGCGCAAGCCCGUCUUCGACAUCUGGGGCAACACCGUGAAUCUGGCCUCGCGCAUGGACUCGACCGGCGUCAUGGGCAAGAUACAGGUGCCCGCCGACAUCGCCGCCUACCUGGACACGCGCGGCUACCGCACGGAGAAGCGCGGCCCCAUCGAGGUCAAGGGCAAGGGCACGAUGGAGACGUACUUCGUGCUGGGCAAGAUCAACGCCGCCACCGAGGGCACGACCCGGGGCCGUAGCGGCUGUCGCAGCCUCGCCGCCGUCGUCUACGGGGUGGUGCAGGCACGCAGAAAACAGAUACACGCCGAUCCGCACUGACACGAGCCUCUGCGCGGUGCCACGAUAGGUCGCGACGGCAGCAGCAGUCUGCACAGUCCGGUUCAUCAGCAGCAGCAGGGCGAGGCCAAGAGCCCGGAGCAUCGCGUCGAUCCGUCGCGCGGCUCGCUGGUCAAGCGCUUCCUGCAGCCCGCUGCCAAGAGGACCGACGUAUAAAGCAUAACGAUGAUGCUCGUUCUAAAUGUCUAAUAAAUCGGUAGGAUCGAUAUCUCCGUACGUAGGGGGGUGUAUAGUAGUGCGUUAGCGAAACACAUUUAGAGCAGUCGGUAGUUGGAAAUAGAAUAAUCGCGACGACCGCGCAGUAAGAAACAAAGCAAAAAAACAAAAAACAAAAAAUGAUAGACGCGCCUUAGACUUACGUAUUUAUAUAUAUAGGGCUCGAGCGAUUGCAGGACCUAUCGCCCUACUUCUGAUAUAUUUCUAUUUAUUAUAUAUAUUAUAAAACAGGCCUGCUCGCGCUUAUAUGCAUGCAUUUUUUUCGGAGACUUUUUUUCAUGGCCCUUUUUUUCCUUUUCUUUGCUCUCUACGCGAAAAUUUCCUUACUUUCCUCAAUCUCUCUCUCUGUCUCUCUCAAUGGACCAAAAUGUACUCGCUUAUCUUUUUAUUUUUAUAAUUUUUAUUAAAAGCACUUAUGAACGCGAUUAAUUUCUUAUUCGUCGUCGACCCUAAUUCCCCCGCGUCGAUGUGUGCGCGUGUGUUUAUAGACCUCGCGGCAAGUCUUAUGUCGAAACAACGCUAGAUAUAGAAGUUGCUGGUUAUCUUCUCUUCCGAACUAAUCUAGAAAGACAGAAAAUAUCGUAUAUACGCGUAUUAUCUAUUCAAAUACUCGUGAAAUUGCGAUCUUGACCUCGCGAGGCGAUGGUUCUCGUUUUCGAUGAUAAUGCGCAAUGUAAUUGUUCCAUGUAUGCUGCUCGCAACGGAGCGCAGCAGCAUCGUUGAGAAUUUCAAGAGCUGUGAAAUUGUGUUUUUGCUCUAUCUCUAUCUUUCUUCCAUUUCUCUCUCUCUUUUUCGACCCAUCGAUGUAUUUAAGCAUAAAUGAUUCAAUCUGCUCUGUAUACGUUUUCGUAUAUAUAUAAUAAUGAGAUAAUCGUAAAUUAGAAUUUAUAAAUAUCCCGCUGCAGGCAGCCCAUUAUAUUAUAUUAUAAAGUAAAACAAGCUGUAAAAUUAAAAUAUAUGUAAGAAAACUCUUAGCGUUUUAAGAGAGGCAAGAUAAAUAUAAUUAUGAUUAUAAUUAUGAGAUGUAUAUUUAUAUUAUACGAAA
Molecule: messenger RNA, 6441 nt
Organism: Trichogramma pretiosum
Lineage: Eukaryota; Metazoa; Arthropoda; Insecta; Hymenoptera; Trichogrammatidae
Gene: Adcy8
Product: adenylate cyclase type 8-like
Exons: 18
Coding region: 1002-5162 (1386 amino acids)
Biological process (GO): adenylate cyclase-activating G protein-coupled receptor signaling pathway; cAMP biosynthetic process; intracellular signal transduction
Cellular component (GO): plasma membrane
Molecular function (GO): adenylate cyclase activity
Source: RefSeq, a predicted model, not a curated record